CGACCAAAGAAAUAAAAGAUAAUAACAUCGUCUAUUUUCUGUAACCGCAGUAAAAUUGUACCUUAUACUUCAUCAUUGUGAAUUUUGUUUUCGCGUGUUGUCGUUUGCAACCUGGUUUAGUUGUCAAAAAUUAUCAUUUGCUUUAAAAGUGGUCAAGCAUAAAAAGUACUGAAGCAGUUGAACAAAUUUUAAUAGUUAAGUCACGGUGCUUGUCACGUACACUGCUGGGGAACCACCGCCGCUUUGCCGCUUACCGGUCCCAAAUAUAUUUUGUUUGAUGUUCAGUUCUCUGUCGUCUGAAUGGUUUAGUUCGGUUAUAAGUUUCUGUCAACUCGAAAGAGAUAGGAACAGCUUUUAAAUCGAUUUAAAAUAAACUGGACGAUCUUGGAAAAAUAGAAAGUAGAGCGUAGGCCUACUUACUGCUAUAUUAAUGUAUUAUGAUAUCCCGCUUGAAUCGUAAUACCGUACGGUACCGGUACCACUACCAGUGUACCACUAAAUUCACAAUCGCCUGGUUAACAUUAUAAAGUUAUAGCCUAUGUCACGGGCUACCUGUGUCUUUAGUUUGCUGCUAACUUAGCUUGUCAAAGUCUAUGUAUGUGUUUUUUGGUAACUUUAUUUCUUGAUCUGUUGAUGGAGAUAAUAGUCUACUGUUAUAACCGCAUUAACAAUAUUACAAACUAAUUGUUCAUCGUGCAUUCUAGCUCGGGUAAAAGCACAUUAAUGUGACAAACUACGCCCAUCACUCUUUACCAGUGUAGGUCGGGUAUGAAUGGCAAUAGCUAGUAAACUCUCCAGAAUUGAUUUUAUGCGAGGAACUCUAUGAAUUAUCAUCACAGCGAAUAUAUAUUUACCUUUUUUCACAACAACAGCUACAUAAACAUAUAACGAUGCAAUCUCUUAUCAGAGAUUGUUUCAUUGUGAGUGUGGAUUUGUGACCUCACACUCGCUAUAGCGAUUUAACCAGUUGUAUGUAUCAUCAAGCUUGUGGUUGCUAGGAUAUCCAUGGUAUAUGAAAAAAAUUUGGUCUUUUCUAAUUUAGUGUUCAACUAGUAGCCUAUUAAACAAAAAUUCUAGUAAAAUGCUCAACGGAGUAUUUCUAAUUAAUUCACUUGGUGAUGUAUUGGCAUGUAAAAACUUAUCUGCCGCGAAAUAUACAUGGAGUCCAAAAAUAUUUUUUCAACGAGGAUUGCAGAAAUUUAUCAAUAAAGUUUUACCACCAUGUAUAGAAAUUGACAACGUAUUCUAUACCCAUGCUUCCAGCGAUGAAAUUUUUGUUGUAGCUGUGUCUGAUUCUGAGGAGAUAUCUCCUAUAUUGAUGAUGAUAAGUUUACAGAAUUUCAUCAAAGAAUGUGCCGAUUUAAUUGGAGAUAUGAAAAGUGAGAAUGUACUUUUACACAUUGCUGUUGUAUAUGAGUUACUUAUACAAACAUUUGGCUUGUCCCAUCCUGACAAUAUAUCACAACAUGCCAUUAAUGAGUGCAAGCAAAUGGGAAAUACUGGAUUAACAGAGGCUGGUAUGUUCCCUUUUAUGCCAGAAAACUUAUUUGGAGUAUCACCUUCAAAAGAAGAGAAAUAUAUGAAAGAAAGUAGUGCUUCAAAAGCACCUCUAGCAUCUCAACAAGAAAAGAAAAAUGAAAUAUUUGUCGAUCUGAUUGAAUAUCUUGUUGCGAUAAUUGAUAAAGAUGGUCAAGUUAUUCAUGCUGAUAUAAAGGGAUCAUUGAGCACUAAGAGUUACCUCACAAACACUGUCAGUGUUCAAAUCGCUUUGCCAGAUAAGAUCAUUGAGGAGAAUCCUACAGACACAAGUGAUACUGACAAAAUAUUUAUCACAGCGAAGCGUUUCAGAUGCAAAAAAUCAUCGAAAGAAACACAAAAUGAAUUUCCACUUGUAAAACACUUGUCAGGCCCUGGUCUUAAUCCGAUAAUGGAUUACAAUGUUGCAUCAGACAACCUUAAACUUCCAUUUACAAUGUAUCACAACUUUUCAAAGACCAAUAAAGGCAGUAUGAUUGAGUUAGCAUUAACCUGCAAAAUUUUUUGUGCUCUACCACUUGGAAUUUCUCCGAUUAACUGGUCUGCAUCAUUUCCACUGCCAUCAAAACUUAUAUCUGUAAGCGGGACGUCUUCUCUGAAAAGUAUCCAUUUUACACAAAGUAAAGAUAAAAGGACAUUGCAUAUGCAAAGUCCUGUGUUCCCUGCCCAGUCACAUCACUCCAUCACGUUAAUUUUACUAUUAUCUGAGAUUUUGCAAUUUAUGGUUUAUGAAAUGCCUCAUUUAAAUAUCAAAUUUGAGGUACCAAAUCUUUGUAUCUCAAAUAUGAGGAUACAAAGUCUCAAAGUUCAAAAUAUUAACUCAAACACUUCCUCCACUGUUACCAAGUGGGCCAGAUGUGUUACACAUAGCAAUGACUACACAUUUGAAUUAAAGUAUGAUUGGAUUUAAUGUGUCUCCAUCACCUUGUAUUAUACUAUCU
Molecule: messenger RNA, 2477 nt
Organism: Styela clava
Lineage: Eukaryota; Metazoa; Chordata; Ascidiacea; Stolidobranchia; Styelidae
Product: AP-4 complex subunit mu-1-like
Biological process (GO): vesicle-mediated transport; intracellular protein transport
Cellular component (GO): clathrin adaptor complex
Source: RefSeq, a predicted model, not a curated record